CUUGCUGAUAAUCCUUCAAUUUUUCACAUCUUGUUGUUGAAAAGAUAUAACAUUCUCGCGGUAUUAGGAGCAGGAUUAGGACGCUCUAUUUCAAGUAGCAAUCAAUGAUGCUCAUCUUUAAUACAUAAGGAUGUUCCGUGACCUCUUACAGUACGAAGGAGUAGAGUUGACAGACACUGAUUGCUUAAAUCCAUCCAGCCGAAUCAAAGAUGCCCCAAAUUUUGUAUGGUGCAAAUAGGACGCUUCCAUGAUUUCGUCAUUUGACUACUUCUGCCAAAAUGAUUUGCGAACUUACUUUCUUAUUCAAAUUUGUAUUUUCCCGUAAGAAUAUUAAGACAAUUGGUGCUAAUUAACUAAAUCAAAGCUAGAAAGUGUGCAAGGGAUUCUGGUAUUUGUAGUUGAUGACGCCAUAAUGCAAGUGUCCUGUUUCCAUUCGAAAACUAACGAGUCAAGGCCAGGUAAACUUUCAGUGACAUUUUCAGUUGAAGAAAGAUAAAUUGAAUCAUGACGAUUCGAAAACAGUUCUUCAAAUCAAGGCGUUUUUUAUUUGGAUUUUCCUGAUGUGGGGUUGAAGGAAAAGCUGAGUGGCAUUGAAGAUGAAAAUCGUUGACCACUGACUGCGAGUAGUCAACAAACCUAGAGAGCUCAAAGGGGAUUAAAGCUCGCGUCUUUGACUUAGUUUUAAUCGAGUGCAGUCCAAAUGAAGCACUUUCAAUAGCUUCCUGACUCCAUUUUCGAGGAAAGGAAAGGUAUUUUUACAUCAAAUAAAACAACUAAAAGAAUAUUGGUGCUUAGCAAACAGAUAUCAUUUUCGUUGUAUUACUGCCCGCAUUGGAUGAUACRAGAUGGUUAUCUCCAAAUACAAAGUUUGUUUCGUUUUUGUUUUCAUACUUCUCAAUCCCACGACACAAUCCACGUUACCUCAAAGUGGCCCUAGCACAAAGCCCAGUAGUACGCCAACACACCCUAGCUUCCGUACUUGUGACAAACAAGUUUGUGCAUCGCGGAUCUCCGCCUGUCAGAUAAUGCAGUCCUGUACUUGCCAACUACCCGACUGUUCUUGUUGUGCUGACUGUACCCGAUGUUUGGGUUCCCUGUGGUCUGAUUGCUGUGAUUGUCUUGGGCUGUGUUUGGCUCACAUCAGCAGGGUGUUGCCCUUUCACGCGGUCAGUACCUUCGGAAAUCUCCCAUCACCGAUUCCAUCGCUUUUUGAUGCACUGAGCUUUGGUACUAAAGGAACCGUGUUUAUAUCUCGUCCCCAGUCCACUAUUUCUUCUACGCAUUCUGCGAACGCAAACGUCACGAGAAGCAGGCCUGCAGUCGUGCCUGCUCUCCAACCAGGAUCACAAGUAUGUAAAGUAGCUUUCUUCGACAGCUGUUGUUCUCUGGUCAAAUGCAAGAAGUCUUGUCAGUCAAUGGGAGCCAGUCGCUUUCGAUGUAAGAUGUAA
This is a messenger RNA of Actinia tenebrosa (Australian red waratah sea anemone), 1448 nucleotides long. Its product is annotated as twisted gastrulation protein homolog 1-B. The record is from RefSeq and is a predicted model, not a curated record. Gene Ontology annotation, biological process: regulation of BMP signaling pathway. NCBI's taxonomy places the organism in Eukaryota, Metazoa, Cnidaria, Anthozoa, Actiniaria, Actiniidae.